This is a messenger RNA of Megalops cyprinoides (Indo-Pacific tarpon), 1672 nucleotides long. RefSeq names its product asparaginyl-tRNA synthetase 2, mitochondrial (gene nars2). Gene Ontology annotation, molecular function: nucleic acid binding; asparagine-tRNA ligase activity; ATP binding. The record is from RefSeq and is a predicted model, not a curated record. NCBI's taxonomy places the organism in Eukaryota, Metazoa, Chordata, Actinopteri, Elopiformes, Megalopidae. The coding region runs from base 162 to 1622 and encodes 486 amino acids. Gene Ontology annotation, biological process: asparaginyl-tRNA aminoacylation. The transcript is spliced from 14 exons. Gene Ontology annotation, cellular component: mitochondrion.
CUGCAGCUCGCAAGAUAGCUUGAUAAUUAGAUCGAGUGCUAUCAAACGUUAGCUAGUUAUUUAGAAAGAAUUCUGGAAAGCCCAGCUGAGCUAGCUAAGUUGCUGAUGUAUGUGUAUAUCUAGUAUAGUAUACCUGUAAGGAACACAAGUUUAUUAAAAUAAUGUUGCUCGGCAAAUUAGCCUGUGUACUGACACGUAGGGCAUGUACCUCAAGAGGGGUAGUAACUGUCCGUCGCUAUUGCUGUCACAAGUCUCCAAAGAAGCUAAGGGUCACUGAGGCACUUUCGAGUCAGGAAAUUGGAGCAAACAUUAAAAUACAGGGCUGGGUCCGCUCCACACGAUCUCAGAAGGAGCUUCUAUUCCUGCACGUGAACGAUGGCAGCUCCCUGCAGAGUCUCCAGGUGGUGGCCAGUUCAGAGCUGAACGUCAGGGGCCUCACGUAUGGAAGUGCUGUUGAAAUAUCAGGAGACCUUGUGAAAAGUCCUCAUAAGAAGCAGAAUGUGGAGCUGCAGGCGACGCACAUUCAGGUUGUGGGUGAAUGUAAUCCUGUGGAUUUUCCAUUCAAAAUCAAGGAAAGACACGGACUUGAAUACAUCAGGCAGUUUCCUCAUCUGCGAUGCAGAACGAACGCGUUCAGCUCGCUGUUGAGAAUACGAAGUGAGGCCACUUCAGCCAUCCAGUCUUUCUUCAAGGAGAAUGACUUUGUCCAUAUCCACACACCAGUGAUCACCUCCAAUGACUGUGAGGGAGCUGGGGAGCUCUUCCAGGUCGAACCUGCAGGCAGAGAGGAGAGCCCAGAUGAAGAGAACACAGGUUUCUUUGAUGUUCCUGCCUUCCUGACUGUCUCAGGGCAGCUUCAUCUCGAGGUGAUGGCAGGGGCCUUUCCUAGGGUCUACACCUUUGGCCCCACUUUCCGAGCAGAGAAUUCCCAGAGCAGACGGCACUUGGCAGAGUUUUACAUGGUGGAGGCUGAGAUCUCCUUCACACAGUCACUGGAGGACCUCAUGGCGGUCAUGGAGAACCUCUUUAAGUCUGCUACAGAAUGUGUUCUUGCCCGAUGUCCGGAAGAUGUGGAGUUAUUUCACAAGUAUGUCGCACCUGGAACCAGGCAAAGUCUGGACGUUAUGUUGAAGAACAGAUUCAAAGUGAUUACCUACACUGAGGCCAUCGAUAUUUUAAACCGCAGUUCACAGAACUUUGCUUUCAAAACAGAGUGGGGCUGUGAUCUGCAGACAGAACACGAGAAGUACCUGGUGAAGCACUGUGGCAACAUACCACUGUUUGUCAUUAACUACCCUUAUGACCUGAAGCCUUUCUAUGCGAGGGACAAUGAAGACCGACUGCGUCACACGGCGGCUGCAGUGGACCUGCUGGUGCCGGGGGUCGGGGAGCUGUGUGGGGGCACCCUUAGAGAAGAGAGGCUGGAGCUGCUGCGAGCACGUCUGGCACAUGCUGGAUUGGAGGAUGCCUACCAAUGGUAUUUGGAGUUGAGAAAGUUUGGCUCUGUUCCUCACGGUGGCUUUGGAAUGGGAUUCGAACGCUACCUGCAGUGCAUUUUGGGAGUUGAGAAUAUUAAAGAUGUGAUUCCAUUUCCUCGGUUUUCCCACUCCUGCGUUCUCUAAACCAGACACAUGCAUGCUAUCUUACUUUUACAUAUUAAAUGUAAAACAGU